UUUAAUGUCUAAGAUGUUGACGGAAUAGCAAUAAGUGUCUAAAACAUAGCGCGCAGUUUUGUGCAAUUGAAAUGUAUUUAAUUCACCACGCCUUCCCGCGAAGAUCAUGGUAACUACACCACGCACCGAAGAGCAAACCCAUCAUUCCUUUCCUAGAGUCAGUCACUAGAUGAGCCGUUAUGGAUUUAUUCUGCAUCAAGUAGAGCCGUUCAGACCACGUGAGAUGAAUGUGUAAUGACAAAGUCCCGACAGCACAAGCUGCCUUGCUCAGCCUGGCAUUCCUGCACACUGACAUGGAGAUAGCACGCUGGCGAAAUUUUCAAGGAAUGGACAUAUGUGGGCACUUCUGUAUGUAAAGCUCUACGCCACCCCCUUCCCAUAAUUUUUUUUCUUUUUCUUCAUUUUGAACCAAAUCCUUAUUAUGGCUUGGCCGUGCAUUAGUAGAGUGUGCUGUUUGGCUCGGUUCUGGAACCAGUUCGACAAAUCCGAUCUCUCGGUCCCGUUGACGAUUCAGAACUACUCCGAAAUCACAGACCAAGAGGUGCGAUCCGUCACCAAAUACGUCCCCGUGGACAGGGCUCAGAGGAACGACUAUUCCACACCAGAUCACAGAGGAUCGCAGUUGGAGCCGGAGGCUGGGAACAGGAGAUCGUGGCGAGCGCGGAGAGAUUCGAGCUCCAAGCCCCGCGAGGAUAACCAUCCCUCCGGUGUGCCUUUUUCGAGUGUUACCCAAUACAAACAGGAUUUCAAGCCUUGGCCAAUUCCAAAAAAGGACAAUUUCCCUUGGAUUAGCAACGGCGGAAAGGGGGAUUCUCUCACGGAUAGUCCUGACCGUAAUUAUCACAAUACAAACCAGCAAAAGGAGAUCAAAGAUCAAAAUAGGCAGAAGUGGGGAAAACCGCCGAUAGGAACCGCCAAAAUAAGCUCGUACAGGCAAGAAUACCGCCCCUGGACGGGAGCGAGACCAGCCAAGCAAACUCGAAAGAGACCCACAUACGUGAGCUCUGGCAGUUUUGAAGUCCCCCCUGAAACCAGCUACCAGGCAGCCUUCAGCAGUGACUCCUUCAAACAGAUGGAGGUGUUACAGGUGGAGGUGCCCAGCAGCCAGCAAAACAGCCAACCUGAGAGGCCAGAUCUCAGCAUCGGGAUCAAGGGACAGGAACAGCUGGUGAAAACCAAGCUCUCUCCCAAUCCCUCUGCUGUUUUCCAAAGCAGAUCCAGGAUAUUCAACAUAUGAAGGGCUCCUAAAACUCUUCUGUAGAUUGUUCAGUGAAAAGGAAAAGAACGAGGUUAUAUUUUUAUUCCAUCCACAACAUGCGAAAUCUAUGCAAGAGAAAUUAUUUUUUGGAAGGAUUCUACCAAUGUGAAAGGCAGUGGCUACUGAAUGAGACUCUGUGCAACACAGAGAUUUUUAAAAAUAAUUUUAAUUGUUAAAAUGUGGAAUUCCCAGAGGAUCAAGCGUGCAUGUUAUCAAAUAGUUUAGAUGAGCUUUCUGCAGUGUUAGAAGCUAACACAAUGGCUGCCCUGUGAAAUUUGUGUGCACAUGUGUGUGCUUGUUGAAUGUUGAACUGGAAUGAUUCUUUUUAUUUUUUGAAGUUUCAAAGUUUUUAAGUAUGCUACAUCUAGUCUGACACCUAUAAUGUAUAGCGGUCCCUUUAUGUCUGCACAAAGAUAUAUGGAAUUAUUUAAUUUUUAAUGAAUUCAGAAAUUUUGAGAAACUACUCAGUGUUUGUUUAAUUUAAUUUUUAAAGACGUUAAGAAAAGAUAGAUGAUUUAUGUAAAUAAAUUUUAAGUUAGAAUAAAAUAUUAUGUUCUUAAUGUUUGCUCUCAUUUAUUUCAAUUGUCAAUCAUUUCACCAACUUAUUUCAAAAAUAAAGUGUCAAAUCUA
This is a messenger RNA of Anguilla rostrata (American eel), 1888 nucleotides long. It is a transcript of the gene map6d1, whose product is annotated as MAP6 domain containing 1. The transcript is spliced from 3 exons. The record is from RefSeq and is a predicted model, not a curated record. Gene Ontology annotation, cellular component: Golgi-associated vesicle; cis-Golgi network; microtubule. Gene Ontology annotation, molecular function: microtubule binding; calmodulin binding. The coding region runs from base 422 to 1237 and encodes 271 amino acids. Gene Ontology annotation, biological process: microtubule cytoskeleton organization; regulation of microtubule cytoskeleton organization; cytoskeleton-dependent intracellular transport. NCBI's taxonomy places the organism in Eukaryota, Metazoa, Chordata, Actinopteri, Anguilliformes, Anguillidae.